UAAGGAAAGACAAGAAAUUGUCAUAACAAGGGCACUGUAAAUCCCGCCUAUGGACGCGCUUUAUGAGGCGCGCUCAUGAAAGCCUUAAGCCCUGCGCGUGCGCUACAUUGCUUGUUGUUUCAGAGCAGUGAUCAUGGCUUCCUGUAGUAAUGGGGAGCCUUACCCUUUUCACGGGCUUCUUCCAAAGAAGGAGACAGGAGCGACGUCCUUCCUUGCCCGGUACCCAGAAUAUGAUGGACGCGGGAUUCUUAUUGGUAUCCUUGACACUGGAGUGGAUCCCGGAGCUCCAGGCAUGCAGAUAACAAGCGAUGGAAAGCCGAAAAUUGUUGACAUCAUUGACACAACAGGCAGUGGUGAUGUUCUCACAUCAGCUGUGGUGGAAACAAAAGAUGGGGCAGUCUUGGGUCUUUCAGGAAGAACUCUAAAGAUCCCUAUGGAUUGGACAAAUCCCUCAGGAAAGUAUCACAUUGGUAUAAAAAAUGGAUACGAUUUUUAUCCUAAAGCCCUUAAGGAAAGAAUUCAGAAAGAACGGAAGGAGAAACUCUGGGACCCUGCUCACAGAGCUGCAGUGGCUGAUGCCUGUAGAAAGCUAGAGGAGUUUGACAGCACUCACACAACUUUAUCACAGGCAGAUAAACUUCUCAAAGAAGAGUAUCAGACUCAAGUAGAUCUACUAGCUGCUUUAGAGAAAAAGUACAGUGACCCUGGUCCAGUUUAUGAUUGCCUGGUAUGGCAUGAUGGUGAGACAUGGAGAGCUUGCAUAGAUACAACUGAGAGUGGUGAACUUGCCAACUGUAAUGUGUUGAGGAGCUUUAAGGAGGCACGUGAAUUUGCAUCAUUGGGCACAUCAGAGAUGCUGAAUUACUCCAUUAACAUUUAUGAUGAUGGCAACUUACUAUGCAUCGUGACUAGUGGAGGAGCUCAUGGAACACAUGUAGCCAGCAUCGCUGCAGGGUUCUUUCCAGAAGAGCCUGAAAGAAAUGGAGUGGCUCCAGGUGCCCAGAUUCUUGCUCUCAAAAUUGGUGAUACAAGGCUAAACACAAUGGAAACUGGUACUGGACUUAUUAGAGCUAUGAUUGAAGCUGUAAAAUACAACUGUGAUCUAGUAAACUACAGCUAUGGAGAAGUGACACACUGUCCAAAUUCAGGGAGAAUAUGUGAAGUGAUAAAUGAAGCUGUGUGGAAGCACAAUAUAAUCUUUGUUUCCAGUGCGGGGAAUAAUGGGCCAUGCCUUUCUACUGUUGGAUGCCCUGGUGGAACUACCUCUGGUGUAAUUGGUGUUGGGGCAUAUGUCUCACCUGACAUGAUGGUUGCCGAGUACUCAUUAAGAGAAAAACUACCAGCAAACCAAUACACCUGGUCUUCUAGAGGUCCAAGUACGGAUGGCUCACUUGGAGUGAGUAUUAGUGCACCUGGUGGAGCAAUAGCCUCUGUUCCUAAUUGGACUCUUCGAGGAACACAGCUAAUGAAUGGGACUUCUAUGUCUUCUCCAAAUGCUUGUGGUGGGAUUGCGUUAGUGUUAUCAGGUUUGAAAGCCAAUGAAAUCCGUUAUACUGUUCAUUCAGUUCGGAGAGCCUUGGAAAAUACAGCAGUAAAAGCUGACAACAUUGAAGUGUUUGCACAAGGACAUGGUGUAAUUCAGGUUGAUAAAGCUUAUGACUACCUCAUUCAGAAUGCAUCAUUGCAAACCAAUAAUCUGGGCUUUACUAUUACUGUUGGAAACAACCAUGGAAUCUACCUCAGAGAACCUGUUCAAUUAGCUGCAUCCUCAGACUUUGGAGUAGGGAUUGAGCCAUUUUUUCCAGAAAAUUCAGAUAACAGUGAAAGGAUACAACUUCAGCUGCAUUUAGCUUUAACGUGCAGUGCAUCUUGGGUUCAGUGCCCUAGUCACUUGGAACUAAUGAAUCAGUGCCGGCACAUUAAUGUACGUGUAGACCCUCAUGGACUAAGGGAAGGAGUGCAUUAUGCAGAGGUUUGUGCUUAUGAUAUCACAGCACAUAAUGCGGGUCCAUUGUUCAGAAUUCCAAUAACUGUUGUUGUUCCCGUGAGGUUAAAUGAAGCAGAUUUUGAGUUACAGUAUAAUCAAGUGCAUUUUAAGCCUGGUCAUAUUCGGAGACACUUUAUUGAAGUUCCUCAGGGAGCCACGUGGGCAGAGGUUACAGUGUUGGCACGCUCCUCUGAGGCAUCUUCGAAGUUUGUCCUUCAUGCUGUCCAACUCAUAAGACAAAAAGCAUAUAGAUCUCAUGAGUUUUACAAAUUUUCUUCACUUCAAGAGAAAGGAUCGCUGACUGAGGCAUUCCCAGUCUUGGCAGGAAGUACUCUUGAAUUCUGUAUUGCUCGUUGGUGGGCAAGCCUCAGUGAUGUUGAUGUUGAUUACAGAAUAAGCUUCCAUGGGGUAAUCUGCAGUCCUACAUCUCUACAAAUUCAUGCUUCUGAAGGUGUCACCCGCUUUGAUAUACGUUCCACUUUAAGGUUUGAAGAUGUCAGUCCCAGCAUAAACUUAAAGACCUGGAUUCAGACUCUGAGGCCAUUAUCAGCUAAACCAAGGCCUUUAGGAUCCAGAGAUGUAUUGCCAAAUAAUCGACAGUUAUAUGAAAUGGUUUUGACUUACAGCUUUCAUCAACCUAAAAGUGGAGAAGUGACACCAAGUUGCCCACUGCUUUGUGAACUGCUGUAUGAUUCCGAAUUUGAUAGCCAGCUGUGGAUGUUGUUUGAUCAAAAUAAAAGACUUAUGGGAUCAGGAGAUGCAUAUCCUCAUCAGUAUUCUCUGAAACUGGAAAAAGGAGACUACACUGUCCGACUUCAAGUACGUCAUGACCAGAUGACUGAGCUGGAACGUCUUAAGGAUCUGCCUUUUAUCAUUUCUCACAGACUUUCCAAUGGCCUGAGCUUAGAUAUUUAUGAAACUCACAGCAAUGCACUUCUGGGAAAGAAAAAAGCCAACAGUUUAACUUUACCACCAAAUUGCACUCAGCCUUUCUUUGUGACUUCUCUAGCUGAUGACAAGAUACCUAAAGGUGCAGGACCGGGAUGUUACCUUUCAGGCACAUUGAUAUUGUCCAAGACAGAACUUGGGAAAAAAGCUGGCCAGGCUGCAGCAAAACGUCAAGGAAAGUUUAAAAAGGAUAUAAUUUCUGUUCACUAUCAUCUAAUACCACCACCAGCCAAGCUGAAAAAUGGCAAUAAGGAAAAGGAGAAGGAACCUGAAAAAGAAAAGGAUGUGAAGGAAGAAUUUGCUGAAGCCAUGAGAGACUUGAAGAUACAGUGGAUGACAAAGUUAGAUUCUAGUUAUUUAUUUGAUGAAUUGAAGGAUACUUUUCCCAACCAUCUACCACUGUAUACCACAAGGCUACAUCAGCUAGAUACGGAAAAGGAGAGAAUGAAGAGACUUGAUGAGAUUGUUGCUGCAGCUGAUACUGUGAUACAGCAUAUUGACCAGACCAGCCUAGCAGUGUAUCUCGCUAUGAAGACUGACCCCAGACCUGACGCUGCUACUGUUAAAGUUGAAAUGGACAAGCAGAAGUCUUCCCUGAUUGAUGCCUUAUGUCGGAAAGGUUGUGCCUUAGCUGAUAAACUUCUCCAGCUCCAGCUUCAGGAAGGAGCGGUCUCAAGUACAGAAACAGUGCCAGAAGAUAACCCAGAGAGCUGCUUCAACAUCUUGACAGAUGUCUUUUGGGAGAUACAGAAGUGGGCUGAAUUAAGUGAUAACAAAGUAUUACUGUUUGCAUAUAAACAUGCUUUGGUGAAUAAAAUGUAUGGAAGAGCUCUCAAGUUUGCAACAAAACUUGUAGAAGACAAACCUGUUAAAGAAAACUGGAAAAACUGCCUGCAGCUAUUGAAGUUGCUUGGAUGGUCCCACUGUGCAUCAUUUACUGAAAACUGGCUUCCUGUUAUGUAUCCCCCAGAUUAUACUGUUUUCUAAAUUCCAUCUCCUCCAGAUCAAAACCGUCAAGCCAGUUUAAGGACAGCUGAAAAUGUCUUGCAUUGUUUACUGAAGGGGACAUUUUUUGUAAAGCAUGUUUUUAUUCAUGGAUGAAUGCUUUUAAUAAAUUAUACAUAGUAAUUCACCACCAAAUCGACUUUCAUGCCAUUAUUCAAAAUCUGCAGACCAUGACUGUUCAUUGUGUCAUUUUCUGACAAAAAGUAUUAUUCAAUCCAUUUUGCCAGUACAUGCUGCAGAUUACACGCAACAUAUAAGAAGGCCUUAAAAUAUCAUUGUUUGAAGUCACAAAAAUACUUUAAUUUAUACAGAAGUAUGCAGUCAGGGGUCAUUCUUUUAUCUUUUCUGUUGUUAUUUAAAUUUCUGUUGAUAGUAAAACUGCAUCUGUAUAAUAAUAGGCAUCCCAUCACAGAAGAACCAUAUGAAUGUCCUAGGUCUUUAUUAGAUCUUUGUAUGUCCUAGAUCUUUGCUCAUUCUUUGUAUGAAAAACUCUUCAGAUUUUAGUAAUUGAUAUUUAUGGGAUAAAUGAAUCUCAACAUGGACUGAAACACUAAAAGUGCCAGUCUUUUAAAUACUCUGGAUCAGGUGUGUACAUUUUUUUAUAUAGUUUACAGGUGCGUAUGUUACAGAAAUUUGCAGUAAUGUAAAAGGCUUGAGAAAAUAGUUAUAUACGAAACCACUCCUCAAGGUAAAAAUGUUAACUGUAUGACUUUGCUGUGCAGUUUGUGCCAUGUAUCUUGUAUAAAACAGUUGAACGAUUCAGGAGGGGGUAGUAUUAAAAUACUGUAUGUAUUGUGUAAAACAGAUUGGUGCUUAUUGCACAGCAAUUUUAUUAUGUUCCUAGACGUGAAUAAAAAAAUGAUUUCA
Protopterus annectens (West African lungfish) is the source of this 4807-nucleotide messenger RNA. It is a transcript of the gene TPP2, whose product is annotated as tripeptidyl peptidase 2. The transcript is spliced from 30 exons. Gene Ontology annotation, cellular component: cytosol. Gene Ontology annotation, biological process: proteolysis. Gene Ontology annotation, molecular function: serine-type endopeptidase activity; tripeptidyl-peptidase activity. Bases 134 to 3922 code for a protein of 1262 amino acids. The record is from RefSeq and is a predicted model, not a curated record. Lineage: Eukaryota; Metazoa; Chordata; Ceratodontiformes; Protopteridae.